AUGGCAGCGGCAUCGACGGUCAAAUCGGAGCUGCAGCAGACACGGCAAACCAGCAAAACCCACAUGGGCGACGAUACAACAUCGACGGUCUACGCGGGAGAGCUGCAUGGUAUUGUGUUGACCCUCGGAAUGGCUCAGGCAGACAAGCAAAACGGAACCACAGAAGCAAGGUCUUCAUCCACACCGACAACCAAGCCGCUGUCAGAUCGCCAGCCAAACCAAAGGGGGAAUCUGGCGCGUACCUCCUCAAGAUCAUCGCAAUCAAGACACAAGCCCUCCGAGACCAAAGACUCGAAGUCGAGCUCCGUUGGGUGCCUGCUCACAUCGGCAUCCAGGACAACGAAGCAGCAGAUGUCGCCGCGAAAAAGGCCACGGGAUGGAGGCAGAGCAGACAGCCAGGACAGACAAGCCAAGAGCCUUGUUCAAGCUCCGGUCCAUAAUCAAGACAUGGCCGCACCACAGUCCCACCAAACGUGGCAAACCAACUGGGAAGCCGAGACGCGAGGAAGAACGUCCUUCCGUCUCACGCCGAAGCCGAUAAAGAAGGUCCUCGAACUCCACAAAGGCCUCAGUAAACGCCAAAGUGCACUCUUGGUCCAGAUGCGCACGGGAAAGAUCGGGCUCCAGGACUUCCUCUUCAACCGAAGAGUACCAGGCACCACCAGCGCCAACUGCACCUGCCGGGAAGGACGACAAACGGUAUCGCACAUCCUGCUGCGAUGCCGCAGAUUUCGACAACUCCGACGCCAGGAAUUCGAAACCCUUCCAGGACGACAUAAUCUCCGGAUCAUACUGAACAAGCGCAAAGCAGCCGCCAAGGCAAUCCGAUUCGUAGAACAGACCGAGAUCCUUAGGCAACACGGGAUCGAGUCGCAACCCAGACAGAGCUGA
Molecule: messenger RNA, 891 nt
Organism: Colletotrichum orchidophilum
Lineage: Eukaryota; Fungi; Ascomycota; Sordariomycetes; Glomerellales; Glomerellaceae
Product: zinc knuckle
Exons: 1
Coding region: 1-891 (296 amino acids)
Source: RefSeq, a predicted model, not a curated record